GAAACUUCGCCAAUCUCGAGGCGAGACCCGAUUUUGUUAUUAGAUAACUGGAGUACGCAAUCACAUGCCUUGACCUGACUCACAGCCGCAGUCCGGCUUCGCCAGAUUUUACCGCGAUUCUGCAACCCUUCUGGAUUACAAUUCUUUACACUGGAAGGCGGAACGUUCUUGCGAACGGAAAUCUCCUUAGUGGCUUCUUCUGAAGAUUCGUGAUAUCGAUCCUUCAUAGAGUCUCAAAAGCCUCGGCAUAGCAAUAAAUUAAUAGAUAUAAUUAUAAAAUACGUCAAAGAAUAAGAAUAGCAGUAAUAAUAAGAAUGAUUGAUUCUAUAUAAAUGUCUAUUUGUUCCACAGUACGUUUUCGAGAAUGAUAAAUUUUUAAUUUGUCGUGCAUUUGUAUUUCAUUAAUUGUUACGUAAUUUCAUUAUCGAUCGUCAACGUAAUUUGCGUACAAGUUUCGCUUUGAAACACAGCACGAGUUCGCGAGUGUCCUUUCGCAAAUGACAUUUCCCGCCCGUCUCGAUCGGCUCUUAUAGAUCGUAGUGCAGUCGAAAUUGUGUGUCGAGGGCGACGGCGUCGGACGACGCCCAAGGUCGGUCCCGGCGAAUAAACGCGCGUGACAGUUUAGAGCGAAGAGCAGGUGCGCCCCGACCGGAUACCUCGAGGUCCCCUUCUACCCCUCGGCAUUCGCGAAUGGGCACGUGAAGCGCUUCCGAAAGAAAGACAAAUUAGUGGCGGCGGCUCGCAACAUUGUUUGCCCGAAAAUAUUUGAACACGAAGUCAGUAAUUCAAGAUUCAAUAUAUGAGGUAAGGCAUAACAAUGUAUAACAGGGCUCCAGCCUCGGAAUGACGGGACAUCUGUGAAAUAUAAUCUUAUCAGGAGGAAUGCACAAAAUUCCGGAAAAACACGACGAACGAGAAAAACACUCUGAAAACUCUCGAGAACGUCCGUGAAUCGUUCCAGGAGCUUUUGUUCAACGUAUUAUAUAUCACAUACUUUUGAAACGAGGUCUUAAAAAUCAGUGAAUUACAUUGCAAAGGAAACCUUCCUCUAUUGCGAUCAUCCAUUUACAUUUUCGGCUUUCAUACGCGUCAUAUAUAUCUAUGUUAUUUUGCGUCAAUUUUGAAUAAAUUAUCAAAGUAUCGAUACUUCGAUUUAUCGCUAAAAUUGUUAUAGCGAUCAAUCGAAGUAUUGAUAGUUUUGCGGAUGAUGCCGAGUGCACUCGUGAUCGAUCGACUGACCGAAUAAGCAACGGCACCGACAGCCCAUUAAGUUUAAGCGGCCCGUCUGUUUCUGCGUUACAAGUAAGUCGAAGGUUGCCCGUUAAUUCUCUCCCACAAACAACGCGCAUAUAAUUUAGGCGAGCGCUACGUAUUUGAUGAAGAACAGUAACACGCGCGUGCACACACACACGGGGAAUUUAUCUUCAAAACGACGUAGGUCGCGUCGCAAACGUCAGCCUGAGGCCAAACAUGCAGAUCUUAAAUCUUGAUAACGAUAAUGCGCUGUUUUGCCAUCGUUCCGUAACAAAGGAGAACGACUAGCCGGUGAAGCAGGUGCAAGCUGUUAAAUGACGUCGCGAGAGUGCUUCAAUCGGUCGUAAAUAACGUCUGAGAAUACUUUUCAUAGAUAUCGCUAAAAAUGCGUAGCCUCGAGUUUCUAGAACAAGCGAGGGCGAGACGCGCACGUUCCUCGUACGAGACAAUCUAUCCAUCAAAAAGGAAGAAACAAAAGGAAUCAAUAGUCUAAAUCAGAACGACUGCACAGGUCUUAGGAAUGCGGGUGCGGGUGGCGAGGGGAGGUGAUGGUCCGCGCUUGAGGUGGUUGGUCUUUCUCGUCUUUCUGGUGACGAUAGUGCAGAUCGCGGGUGCACCUUCGGACACGCUGCCGUCGGUCGCAAACUUAGCGUCGUCGUCGUCGUCCACGUCGUCGCGAGUAGAAUGUCCCGAGGGAUGCGAGUGCGCGGACAUCAACAACGGUGGCAGUCUGAGGUGCGCGGGGCGCAACUUCUCCGGUCUCGCCUUGCCGCGAGACGUUACGAGCGUGUCGCUGAGAAGGGUCCGGAUCCAGAAGAAUGUGUUCCAGGCGACCGUUCUGGAGAACAACGUCGGGCUGCGACGGCUCGUCUGGUCGUCGAGCGGGAUCAAGAAAGUGGAGUCCGGCGCGUUUCGCGCCACUCCACACCUCGAGCAACUCGAUCUAGAUGAUAAUCGGCUGGCCGACCUGCCGUCGGACGUCUUCCAUCCAUUACAUCAACUCCAGUACCUGAACCUCACCGGGAAUCAGCUGACCGUGCUGCCGCAGCAGCUGUUCCGCCAUCUGAAUCGCCUCCAGGAAAUCCGCCUGGCGGCGAAUCAACUUUCUGUACUGCCCUAUCAGGCGUUCUCGUCCGCCAGGGAGCUCGUGCGGCUCGAUCUCAGCGGUAAUCGACUGGUCUCACUGCCGGAUCAUAGCUUUCAGCCGAAUCGACAGCUGCAGGAGCUACGACUGGUGGGCAAUCGGCUGACGAAGCUGCCGCCGCGGUUGUUCUCCGGUUUGGUGCAACUGAAAGUCCUCGAUCUCGCCGACAACGAGAUCGACGCAUUACCGCGUAGUCUCUUCAACGACCUCACGGCCUUGGAGCACCUCGAUCUCGGGGGCAAUCCGAUCGCGCAUCUCGCGGGUAAUGCGUUUCAAGGCCUCGCCAGUCUACGAUGGCUCGAUCUGAGUCGUUUGCUGAUCUCGUCGCUGCCCGGUGACAUCUGGCGACCUGUCAGCAGGCUUAGGACUCUCCUGCUAUCCGGGACCAAAUUGGAGAAUCUUCGAAACAAGAAUCUGGCCGGUCUGGCCGAGUUGGAGACACUGGAGAUUACAAACAGCCCGCUACGGGAGAUCGGCCAGUUGACUCUGAACGAGACACCGUCCCUGCGUAGAAUCGACUUGCGUAACAACGAGCUGGCCUUCCUGCCGGCGAACGUGGCGCAUCUACCGUUGCUGGAUGAGUUGCAGCUACAGGGCAAUUCAUGGGCCUGCGACUGCCGCAUGUUCUGGUUCGUCAAGUGGGCGGAGAGCAAGCCGCAUCUGCACGCGACUUUCCAGAACGGACUCAAGUGCGGCCACGAAGUGGACAUCUUGAAGACGUUACGCUACCUCGAGUGCAGUCCGCCGUACCUGGUGCGGACCACCAAAACCCAGCAGUAUCUCCUCUUAAGCUCGGUGCUGCUGGAAUGCGAGUUCAGCGGGAACCCCGCGCCCUCCUUGACUUGGGUGACCCCGAGCGGUUUGGUGCUCCACUGGGUGCCGGACCCGGGCUUCCCCGACGCGUUCGUCGAACAUCCGAAGGUGCACAGCUGGAUGUCGGAUCGGCCGGUCGUCGACGACAACCGCAUUCGCGUCCUGGAGAAUGGCUCCCUUUAUAUCGCGACGCUGCUGCGGCAGGACGUGGGCAAGUACAAAUGCACGGCGGUCAACCCGAUCGCCAACGAGACCGUCUACAUAACGCUGCACAUGGACCCGAUAACCUUGCACAAUAUCAAGAUCUUUAGCAUCCUCGUCGGCGCGAUUAGCACCGCGGCGUUUCUUCUGCUGACCUUGGCGGUGCAGCUGCUGCGGUAUCUGUUCUUCAAGUGCGGAUGCAUCAAGUGGUGCCUGUGCUGCAGACGCGUGGGCGUGACGCCGCGGGCCAAGCAGAUCUACCAGAUGCUCGACAACAUCGAGCAGUACAAGAGCCAGCAGCUCGAAAGGCUGAGGGAGAACUACACGCAGCAGGUACACAGAAUUAAGGACAACUGUGUUCAGCAAGUGGAAUGGAUCCGCGACAGCUACGAGGGUCAAAUGCAGCAUAUACGAGACAUACGGGACUACGGUACCAGCCACCUGACCGCGCUGAGAGAUCAGUACUACGAUCAGGUGAAACGGGUACGGGACUAUUCUACCGGUCAACUGAACUGGGUACGCGAGAAUUACGUCUUCCAACGGAACAAGAUCCGCAAGUUCAGCGCCCAUCAGGUGUUGCGGUUGCGCGAGAGUUACAAGUACCAGCAGCAGACGUUGGCCAAGGUGCUGGAGAAUCUGCCGAAUCUGUACUUCGACAACUGCCGGAGCGGCUCGUGCGGCAAGAGCGACUCCAUGGUGUUCGAUCCUACCAAGGACGAUCUCAAUGGCAUGGAUACGUAUUUCAAAGCGAAGAUCGACGAUUUGGUAGCGGGCGUGAGUCUGGAGGACGUCAACAGCGAGUAUUACACGCCGACCGAGCUGUCGUCGACCAGUCCGCACGGCCAGAGCAUGAUAGAAGGCAUUCACAUCAAUUAUAUCGAGGAAAGCAGCCCACCGCCGCCUCUGGGACCGCCCACGGUGUUACCCGCUUCGACGGUAUUGCAAUGCAUCAACGAAUACGGCAGCAUAUCGUCCAUGUACAACAAUCACGAGAACGAUAGGCCGAUCUUCAAAGGCACCAACGGUACGAUCUUGGCUAAGGAGCUUCGGAGGGAAACUCCGGAGGUCCUGGGGCUUCUAGCACCUAGCAACAGUCUACCUGAUCUUCCACGCGAGACUAAACUCUAGCCGGCAGAAAUUGAGGCGCCGUUAAAGUGGCCAAGAGAAUGGGUUCCUGCUAUUAUUUAAGUUGUCAGAAACACAAGGACAGAAAUUGUUCUCGGACAGUCAACAGGGAUGGAAGCGUGAACGAAAGGAUCGUCGUCACCCUGCGUCCGACAAGUGGGAAUCGUCUUCGCUGUCGAGGAGAUCGCCUUUGAAGCUUCUUCCGCUUUUGAUUGUACGACUGAUUCGAGGGAGAGUGAAGACAGUUCGAGAAGAACUCGUGUCAGUGCCAAGAAACGGGAGAUCCUUCCUCUGCCGAGAUCGAUGACUGUCGAUCGCAAGGGAGAAAGUGUGUGCGUGUACUAAUCUAAAAAGAACAAAAAAAAAUUACGGACAGCUUUCAAGGACUACUCUUGAUACGAACGACCUUGCAACCUGUCCGUCUUUCGUCAAGCAAACGUGUGCUUUUUUUUUUCAGUGUCAUCGUUUACUGGAUGACUGUCAUCAUCCGAGGGGAUAAAAAAGAAAGAGGCGCGAAUUGCACUUUGCGUCCUCAUCAACUCGGCUGUAAAUUAAUUUCCUCUUGCAAGCACGACGAGGAGGAAAAGUAACUUCGCCUAGUUGUCAAUUCUACAAGUCUCUUGAGAUUGCGAGUUCCGCAAGGGAUCGUUCUCAACCCUUUCUGUAAAUAGGCGUGCGUGAAAGUUUUAUGUAUCAGUGAUAUCGCGAGAAAAAGUCGAAUUAUAUCCUCUCAUUGCGAAAGACUGAGAUGGCGAGAUCUACACGCCCGUAAUCGUAUUCGUUUUUAACUUGCUUUCGUCUUCUUCUUCUCCCGCGAACAAAAAGCGGUGAAAAAAAAAUAAUCGUCAGCUCGUGUCCUUUCUUCUAUUGUUUUUAAUCGCUUGUGUUUAGCGUAGUAGGUUACAAAUUGUUCAAGAGACAUAUAUUCGAGUAUAUGCCCAUCUUCGGAGAAAGAAGGAAAUAUGCCAGAGAAAGUAAUCAACGUACGUACUUAAUUUUUUAAUCGUAGCAACACGUAUCUCCAACCGGUCGGGCUUACCAUUUGCGCGAAGAAAAAGCAAAAGAGAGAGAAAGACAGAAAGAGAGGAAAUUGUAAUUACGAAAAAUUAUAUUGGCUGUUAGAUCUUUCAAAUUGAAACUUCUUUCAGAAACAGAAAUUGUAUGUACGGAUUUUGGUUGCAACGAAAUUGCUCUUUAUAUAAAUUUUGCAAGAUGCGUCCCUUUGUUGAAUAAAUCCUGACGAAUCGUCGCCAA
Molecule: messenger RNA, 5791 nt
Organism: Wasmannia auropunctata (little fire ant)
Lineage: Eukaryota; Metazoa; Arthropoda; Insecta; Hymenoptera; Formicidae
Product: leucine-rich repeat and immunoglobulin-like domain-containing nogo receptor-interacting protein 3
Exons: 4
Coding region: 1775-4540 (921 amino acids)
Molecular function (GO): protein binding
Source: RefSeq, a predicted model, not a curated record